GGGGUCGGACGAAGGGGGACCGCGCAUGCGUAGUAAUCUACCCGCACCCAGCUUAGGGUCGGGACCUCCGCAAGUGCGAUGUCUAAAAACACGUUAUUCUUUCCCCUAAUUCUACUAACCUAGUACGUCUUAAUAAACGGGAUAAAUAAUACACGCCCUAAUUUCGUGAAGAACGUCUAAUCGCCCUCCGAUUUUCUUUGCUUUCGCGUUAAUUGUUGGCCUUCGUCUGAUUCAACAUUGCGAACAAUGACAGGCAACGGCUGAUCAGAAAGUGAUUCAUUUGUGCUAUAUUUAUUAUGUUGAUCGUUCGAUCAGACAUCUUAAUGAGUAGACAAUGAGUGAGAGCAUCCGUUUUAGCACUAAAACUGUUGCGAUGUGGGUGACCAAGUGACAUUAUGUUUUAGUAACAUCAUCAAAUGACAACAGUAAUGGGAUGACAUUAAAUACAGAUGGAAAAGGUUUGGCGUCGAGUCGGUCUCCAUUCCUCCCGUAAGAAGAGGGAUGGAAGUGGUACUAGCCAGGAAGUGGCGUCAUCGGUUCCACAGGAAGCAGAAUAUCAAAACAUUCACACAUUAAGAACAGCUGAUCUGAUUAGACAACGACAGGGCGAGGAGAAGUCGACUUUACGUUCUUCGUACAUAAUAAGAAACGGAGAUAAUUUUAUUUUGGUUGAGAGAAGACGAAGGAGACGUCGCAGAAGCGGCACGAGAGCAUCAUCCGGCGGAAGACACCACACUCCCCCCGUUGAGGAGAGUACUCGCACUGAGCAGAAACGCCGUCGGCCACCAACUAAGCUUAAGAUCUUCGGAAUACAGUGGCCGCUGCAUUCCAGUGAUACAAGGCACACUUCAAUUACUCGCCGCUUCUGCCGAGGGAGGAGAUCGCGAGAGGACAACGAACUUUACCGCUCAAACAGCUUCAAGUUUGAGAGGUUCACCAGAGACUCGGCAGCCGAUGAGUUCGCGACUGGAUCACAGGCGGCUCUGUGCGCUGACUACAGCGUUCCCGUGGACUGUGUCAGUGCAGGUCCACUCCAAGCACCACGUCCCAGUUCCUUCCACGAGAUAUCUGCGCCAAAAGUCGAAUUCAUAGAAGCGUAUUGCACACCACGCGACACAGCCCGGCGGUCGCCACAACGCAGCCGCCGCUCCCGAGAAACGCGUCGUUCGCCCGAAGCGGCCAGAUGGCGCUACGAGUCGCGCAGAUCCAACUACGACUUUGACAGUCGGCGUCCUUACGAAUACGAAAGUCGGAGAUAUUACGGACGCGAGUUCGACGGUGAUUCAGGGAGACGAGCCGAGUUCGACGCGGAGUCCGCUCGGCGCCGCGCGGACUACGAGUCGGCCAGACGUACGGACUUCGACUUAUCCGCUCCUGGCGUGUCCAGACGGAGCCCAGAAAGCGCCCCAGAGGGCUCCGUAGAAUCGCCUCCAGAACCAGCCCCAUCUGCCCCGUUGAGGCACGAGAAGCAAUCGAGACAUAGGUCACAACAAUAUUACGAAUCAGAAUCAUCAUCAGACGAUCGCUCGUCGACAUCUGAAGACGAAGAAGACGACGAUUUCGGAGAAUUCGAUCCUUUUGCGACAGCACCGUCGCUACAUUCACCUGACAGUGGUCGGUCGGAUCCACGAUACGCCAACGCGCCGCGUAGAAAUCCAAGUCCGUAUUAUUACGGUGAUCUUUUUAAAACAGCCCCUCCGCCACCGGCACCGUCUGCGCCAACUGUUUCGUCUACUUCAUCUUCACGAGGACCUCGUUACCGAAAAUCGGCUAGCCUAGACGCUCCGCACGUUGCUCCGCGGCCAAAUCUUCCUAAACGAUUCUCAGUCGCUGAAGAUGGAUUUCGUGAGCUAGACCGAUCCUCUUCUUCGUCAGGUGAGAGCGCGUGGAUGCCGCCAAGGCGUCGCGGGCGCGACGCGGCCGGCUGCGCGUGCGCCGCGCCCGAAGAUGUAGAGGAGCAUCACGCUUCACGUAGCGUCUUUUACGUGCCGGCACCUCUGCCUCGCUGGCCGCAAGAAAUGACCACCAGACAGAUAUACGAAACAGCUUUUGAUUGCAAGAUUGCGCGUUCUGAUGAUGAUUUGGAUGACUUCGACCGAGUCAGUAAUCAUCCUGCACUUUUGCAAGCUGAAGAACGAAAAAUCAUUUCUUCAGCAUCUUCAGCGUUUGAGGCAGUUGAACGCAGUGAACCCGAUUUCAAGGGUCGCCGUAAGGUGACGAUGAAAACAGAUAGCGUACGUCGUUCUAAAAUCCCGACGAUACGUCAAAAAAGGGAAAAUGAAAACAAUGCAUGUGCCUUGUCAGAAGAACUGGAAAAAGUGCACAUUGAAGGCGAAGAACGCGUCGCUUCAAACUCUCAAUUGCCUCUGCGAGGUUACACACCAUCACCACCAUCCACGGCCCCCUUGCCAACAAAAUUUCAACAAAAAGAUGGCUCUGCAAUGAAUAGUAUAAAAAGUGCACCCAACUUACCGCAGGCACAGCCAGCACAUCCUCGCCUUAAAGAUUUGAGAUUGCCUGUUAAGUCACUGCGCGCUCGGGAUACCCCGACAAGCAGUGACGCUAGUAUGGAUGUGAAAGGUUCAGUUUCAACUGAACUUGAUAUUGGACGUCUAAGGGAUUCUAGUCGCGAGUCACGCGAUGGCGAUGAUGAAAGAGCACAAUCUAAAGACGGUAUUUUUUUAGAGAUUAAGGGCCGACCCACUUCCGAUUCUGACACACCUGAAAUGAAUCGGUACACGGGGCCAAAGGGGGUCGGUCCUAUAAUGGAAUUUAAGGGCAGGCCGGGCGUGAUUCGCCCACGACGUAAAUAUUCUAGUACCGAAAGCAUGGCCACUAGUAGCAGUGGCGGAAGCAUGGAAUCAUUGCGCAGUAGCAAUAGCGAAGGCGAUAGAAGCAGUAGCAGUUCUGAAAGUCGUCAUUCGUCUUCUUUAAGCUCUCACAGCUCAGAUUCAGGCAAUGUUCCGUUUUCGAAAUCACAUCACAUGCAAUUAGGGUUUGGGCAUCACCAUCCGGCUAAAUUGAACAUCUUGAGUCCCAUUUCUGACAAGUCUUCACAGGAACCAGCAUCUGAAACUUCCGAUAACAAUAAGAAUAACAACUCCCAAAAGGUGUCACCCGAAGAAGGGGAUACGGGCAAUGCCACAAUCCAAACAGCUGUUGAAAUUAUUGCCAAACCAAAACGUAGAGCGUUACAAAAUCGCAAUCUACUGAAUCUCACAUUCAGACAUUCGGCUACUGGUGAUGCUGAAAUUCAAGGCUCUGACAGUGGUAUUUCGAUACAUUCAAGAGAAGGUGUUGACUCCAGAAAUGCGUUCAUCAAUUUUAAGAAUAGCAACACUGGAGAAGAACGCAAGAAUGAUGAUGUCGAUCUAUCUGAUUUGCCGUUCGACAUGCCGAAAUUGAGGAGGAGACGAGCAGAAGCCGAAGCCGACUUAAGAACCUUGCCAUUUGACAUGCCAAAAUUGCGUCGCAAAUUACGGGGUCAAUCUUUGCAACUCAAUGAUGAGUUUGGAGGAGGCAUUUCUAAUGCUUCAUCUAGUCAAAGCGUCGAAGAUUUAAACCAAGGUAAUAAGCUCAAAUCGAGUUUGAAAUUGAACUUUGAUAGCGGCAGUGGCUCUAGUGGAUCCAAAGGAUUGCAUUUGAAUUUGGGGCCUAUAGCACCGCCUCGAGAUCUGGUUGAUGCUACUCUUCCACUUGACCGUCAAGGGUGGUAUCAUGGGACGUUAGCGCGCGUUGAAGCCGAGAGUCUGCUGAGGGAUGCCGACGAAGGCGCGUUUUUGGUCAGAAACAGUGAAUCAGCGAAACACGAUUAUUCACUUAGCUUAAAGUCAACGCGCGGUUUCAUGCAUAUGCGUAUCUGCCGAGGUGCCGAAGGCUACACAUUGGGCGGUGCUUCUACCGCUUUUCCUUCGGUGCCGGCUCUGAUGAGGCAUUACGUCACGGCCCAAAGACUCCCCGUGAGAGGAGCAGAACACAUGGCACUGUCUACACCCCUGCCCGCUGUCCUGCUUUGAAUAUACCCAAUAAAUUAUAUUGGGAUGGAUUCGGAGCGCCCCGAACGAUGGCCAGAGGGCCUAGAACGUUCGACGCCAAGGUGUAAAUAGUCGAUCAAAGACGAUGACAGCACAAUUGUGAGGGAGCUAUUUAUUUAACUUUAGAAUUAGAUUCCAGUAAAAGAAUACCAAAGAAUUACCUUAGGAUAUGUCUCGGCAUAGUCGCCAAUAAAACAUCAUAACUUCAUCGUAAUCGCUCAUCGUAGAACUUAUUUAAGCUAGUCGAUAUCACAGCUAAUUAUGUAACGUGACCUUUUUUUAUUCGCACGUAAUCCUCCUGUAUUUACAUAUAUGUAAUUUUGUAUCUCGCUUCAUGUUAUAACUGAUUGUUUAGCUUAGAAAAAAAAUAUAUAUCGAUAAAACUUGAUUAGUCAGUGGUAUCGAAUUAUCGUGCGUAUCUAUCUCUCUUAGUUCAUUUAGAUCGAUUGACGUAAAAGAUAUAAUCAAUAGUGAUUAACCUUAUGUUCGGCACCUGUACUUAUUAAAACCGGUGAGUCAUUAAAGUUACAAAAUAAUAUUAUUGCUUUCCGUGAUAAUUGCACGGAUACAUUUCGGAACGGACCAAUCAAUGGAUUACGAAAAAUUCAAAAAAAUCAUUAUCUAAAUUUUAAAGGCAGCUAGUCCGUUAUCAUACUUAAUUAAAAUUAUCAACAAACAAUAAUUUGUGUUUGUAAUAGAGCCGUUAUCAGAAUUUAUGGAAACAUACCGAAAUAGUUCCUUUAAAUAAUGAAUUGUAUUUCGACGAUGACAAUGUAGAUUUGAUUAAACUGGUUCGCACAGAGAAUUUCAAACAGCAACCAUUACUUGUAGUAUAUUUGUUUUUCCGCGAUUAAUAUCAUGAAUGAUUUGAAAAUUAUCUAAAAAAAUAUAUAUAUCGAAUUGCUAAUAACAUUAAAAUGUAUUCUCACACUUUGACACGUCAACAUAAUUCUUUUAAUUGCGCAAAUCACCUUACGUUUUACACGUGGAAUUAUAUAUACGUAUUAUUAUAUGUAGUAUCAUCAUCCAUGUUGCGCAAAUUGCCGCUAACCGUUUAAUUGGUCCAAGUUUGUCUGCUUAACAUCUAAAAGAGAUACAUGAUGAAAUUGACUACCCGAAAACUAGGAUCGUCUUAAAAAAAAUUCUAGAAAAAUACACUUAAGAUAACUCUUAAGAUAACAAUAACAAACUUAAUAUGUGUGUUUUGGAUGCUGCUAUUUUAAAAUUAGAGAGAACCUAUAAUCUAACUACGAUUAAGAUAAUUUACAAAUAGACAUUGCAAAUUGUCAUAGAUUACAUAUAAAUAACAAUAUAAAGGAUUUAAAAUAGUAACUUUAAAAGUUAGAAAUUAGGUUACACAAAUCGACACCGCUGUCUCAAAUGUGACGAAGCAAUUUCCGUCAGAAAAUUGAUAACGCAGAGAAUAUUCUCAUUGUGUUUUAAUUAAGACGCCUACAAGAUUUAUUACGUUCGUAAAUGACUUAGGUCAGUAAUAUAUUAUUAAGCUUCAUUACAAUUUUAUCUGUAGCCCGAGCGAUGGUUCAUUGCUAAGUUUUUACACUAUCUUUUGUAUAACCAUGUGAUUAUAUGAUAUCUGAAAUUAAUCUUUAUAAUAAUAAAUUCAAGUAUUUCUUACCUUAUACUCGUAGCGAUUGAAGAGGUAGAAUUCAUACCAGAAAAAUGAAUAUUAAAUAGAUAAGAAAUGUAUGUUUCCUUCGUUACUAAACAUGUGCGGCUAAUGCCAGCAAUUACAGUAAUAAAAAUAGCGGGAGAGAUUUCGUAUGGUGUUCAUAUCUAUUUUGCGACCACGAUCAAUAUAUACGCGAGUCGGUAAUACGAAUGUGAGCAAAGUAAUGCUAUCCACGUAAACGUGUUUGUGUAAACUUAUUCGACCGACACAUUUUAUGGGAUCUUAAUAUAGUUUAUCGGCUUCACUGUAAUCGUUUCGCGAAGCAUAAGUGAGUCGUCUAUUAUCAAAGGUGGCAAUCUGUGCAUUUGGACAAAAAAAUGUUAUUGAUAUGUCAAUACAGAUUGAUUUGAAUAUAAUCGUCUCCUUCAAAGAAUACGGUUCAAAACCUGCAUUAAAUAAAGGUUAAUACUGAACCUGUUAUUUAUCUAAGAUGUCGUUCAGAAGAGUUUUGUGACUGCCAAUGGAAUACAAAGUCAAUAAUUCGUUUUUCUGAUUUACCAAUAAUUGUCCAAAAGUCACAUUGCCGGUUUUGAUAACAGUCGACUCAAGUAUUCACUCAGCAUGAGAGGUUUCUGAACCGGUAGCACGUAAAAUAAUAAAUAUAGCACGUGUUAUGUCAGUUCACAACGAUUUAUUUAUGUUUUGUUAAUUUUAGAUAUAAGUAGGAUUAGUAUUCAUGGGGCCCUCGGUAGGUUUUUCGAUUAUCAUUAAUAUCAACAUAAAACACUAGAAAUGCUAUAAUAAUAUUACAAAACAAAAUAGUGCGGUGCAUUAAAUUAAUGAUUACUAAUAUUAAUCUGAAAAAUAGCAUGCUUAUUAACGAAUGCUAUUUUAUAAAAGGAGAAUGUUGUUUGGUAUCCGUUUUAGUUUUAAAGCACAUAAUCCUGUGAACAAAUUGACAAGUAAGUCAUGGUACACUCUUAAACGUAAUAUUGCUGAUGCACUGUAAGGGUUUUAUGUUGAUUUCAUUAUUUAACUCAUAAUAAUUUAGAUACAACGAUCUAGUUAUAGUAUUUACUUUAUGCAGCAGCUAUGUAGGUUUCGAUACAUAGUGCUUAUAUAAAGAUUUGGUUUGUGUAUUUAUUUAAAACGAUAAUCUUUUGACAAUGUAACGAUGUGUACUUAAUUAAGUUAAUUUUUGGGAUAUUAAAUAGACGAAGACGUUAUUAUUUUUUGUUCAUUUAACUGUUACAUUUAUAAAGCUACAUCACUAUGUAUAGGAAACCUUUAGAAUUAUUUCUGUGAUUUUGUGUUUGUUACAAUGAAAGCCAAAAAAAUGUGUAUCUUUUAAACAUUUAUUAAUCGUAUUUAUUGUGUAUUGAAUUAGCGAUUGAAGUAACUUAUAAUAUCAAAUGUGUAUUUUUUUUUCUCUUAUGUAAUAAUAUAAGCGAUCUCAAAUGUAACUUCCUCUUAAUCAGUUACCUUAGAUAUAAUUUUAAUUUUAUGUACCUGAAAUUUUUUGAAAACGUGUUUAUUGAAACUUUUAAAUUGCGUUAAAACAUAUUAUGUUAAUUUAAGCUUAGAAGUUAAAAGUUUUCAUGUAUAGCGUUUAGAUUUUAAUAGUAACGAGCUAUAUCUCGUAUGAAUGUGUGUGUUAUCAGUAUGCAACCACCGCAGAGCAGCUUUUGCAGACUAAUUUUUAAUAUAAUUGAGUCGUCUAUUAUCAAAGGCGGCAAUCUGUACAUUUGGACAAAAAUUUUUUAUUGAUAUGUCAAUACAGAUUUAUUUGAAUAUAAUCGUCUCCUUCAAAGAAUACGGUUCAAAACCUGCAUUAAAUAAAGGUUAAUAGUUAACCUGUUAUUUAUCUAAGAUGUCGUUCCGAAGAGUUUUGUGACUGCCAAUGGAAUACAAAGUCAAUAAUUCGUUUUUCUGAUUUACCAAUCAUUGUCCAAAAGUCAGAUUGCCGCCUUUGAUAAUAGUCGACUCAAUUACCGUUUUAGUGAUUGCGUUUUACUUGAGUGAGACAAGUUUCGGGUCCACGAUCACGCCAAUACGCGAUUUUUGAACGCUAUUCGCGUAAACGUUAUAAGCUUUUAUUUGUUCUCACUCAUGUAACAUUAGUAGAGUAACAAUUUAUGUAGUGAUGCGUAAUGAAACGUAGAAUAAUGAUUAUUGGAUACGUUAUUAAUUGGAUGUUACGGAAAUCUGUGUCAAAAUUUUUCAAAAGUGUAGUAGGUCCGGAUCAGAAAUUAGGUAAAAAUUUUAUAGCUUUUAGUAGUUAUAAACCAAUGUAAUUUGAAGGUGUAGUUUUGAAAUUGAUGAAUAAAUAAAUUCAAUAAAAAUAAA
Molecule: messenger RNA, 8010 nt
Organism: Bombyx mori (domestic silkworm)
Lineage: Eukaryota; Metazoa; Arthropoda; Insecta; Lepidoptera; Bombycidae
Gene: hwt
Exons: 8
Coding region: 450-4016 (1188 amino acids)
Molecular function (GO): phosphotyrosine residue binding
Source: RefSeq, a predicted model, not a curated record